UUACUUCCUUAUAUGAUGGGGGUGAAAUUAUCAAAUAUAGGUUAAAUACGUUAACAGAUGACAAAUAACAUGUGUUUUGUAUUGAAUAUAAGUUUAUUUUUCUUAUUUUGGAUAAUUAUUCACAGAUAUCAAGUACUUGGCUGUACUUCAACAACUGCAACUCACAAAAGAUCUGGGGACGAUGUGAUCAUUCAGUUUCAAGCAAGAACCGUUAACACUGAGGAUUCUUCUCUUAGUGUUGUAAACCAGAUAUUGUCGAAUCUUGACUCUCCAUUAGUGUCUGCAGUAUAUAAAGAUGGUGUAAACACAUAUUUAUCCGCAUGCAACAAUUGCACAUUUACUGGUAACGCAGCUACUGGAGAUCUCUCAGUAAAAAUUGACAACUUACAAUCACCAAAUGGAGGCACAUACAAGCUUUCAGUUAAUCAAGCAAGCAGAGAAGUGAAGGGAUGUAUCGUGGUCUAUAUCCUAGGUGUGCCUACAAAACCAGUAAUUAAAUUGGAAAAAAUGCCAUUAGAGGGCGAAAGUGCAGUAUUAAUAUGCAGUAGUGCAUCGACAACAACACCUAAUGACCCUAACCUUAGGAUGACAUAUAACUGGAAAGUAAACAACAGCGAUGCAAAUGACCAAAGAUAUACUUAUUCUAGCACUGGAAAUAAUCUGACGAUAUCAAAUAUUGACAGGAAAGAUGUUAAUCUGCAAUUUACGUGUUCAGCAACAGAAGAUGUCAGUAAUGCAUAUACAUCGGUCAGCAGUGACCUUUUAAGAAUGAAUGUCUAUUAUGCUCCAUUUGUGAAACCCUUUAAAGUUGGGCCGAUAGUUGAAGGAUCCACUCUAUCAGUUGAAUGUAUAGUUGAUCCUGGUAAUCCGAUUUUAACUACAUAUUUAUGGAAAAGAAAAUUGAAUAGUUCGCUUGCAAACUCUUGGUAUGAUAUUCCUGAUUCUUCAACAAUUGGAAAUCAGCUCGUGAAGCAAAAUAUUUCCAGAAAAGAUGUUGGACUCUACAAAUGUACUGCAACUAACGAUAUUACACAAACAACUAACCGACAAAAGAUAGGAUCAAGCUCUGAAACGUUUUUCCUCGAUGUUUUAUAUCCGGCAUCAGUGUUUUCAUUUGUUGUGAAAGGACAUAAAGGGACGUCAACUGUGAUUCUGGACGAAAACGAUGAAGGCGUGCAGUUAUUAUGUGAAGUUGACAGCAAUCCAGAUUCGUCUGUAAAGAUUCUAUUUAAAGGCAAGGUUAAAAAUGAAUCACCAGGUGUUAAUCAUGUCUCAUUCACUUUAAAUAGUGUAUCAUGCCUUGAUAGCGGUAACUACACGUGUGAAGGAAGCAACAAGAUUGGACGGUCUUCUAGAAGGAACAUCCAGUUACUUGUUAAUUGUACACCGCGUCCGCUGUUUCGGGUAGAUCAGAAUAUUUCAAGCAUAUUACACGUGCAGGCCAUGAUGAGUUUUACUGCUUUAGCCUAUCCAAAUCCAGGCUCAAAGGGAUUCUCUUGGCAGAAGGAAAAUGGCGCAAACUGGACCCCAGUUUUGGCUAAUAGAGAUUUACUGAUAACAUCAACAGCGUUAAAGUCUAAUUUGACUAUCCUUAACAUAACAAAGACUGAUUACGGACGGUAUAGACUCAUUGUAAAUAACAGUAUAGGAACGUUCAUUCAACACUUUAACUUGGCUGAAACGAUAUCGGACGAAGGAGAAGAAGCGAAAUGUAACAUUUGUAAUCCUAUUUGUGAUGCUAAUAAAAACACAAUCAUAACUGGAGUAUCUCUUGGAAUAGUGAAUGCAAUACUUGUUGGAAUACUGGUCACCGUUCUGUAUAGAAUGAAAGCAAGCAAAAAAUGGUCGCAGUCACAUGAAGGAAAUGUAAGACAAGAGGAGUAUGUCAACGUAUCCCAGUCUAACAUUGUAGAAGACAAAACAAGGACUGGACAAUACAGCGUUAGGAAGGGCACCGAUAUAAGCAUCGCCAAUGUUACAGUCGAGGGCAGCUCACAGUAUAUGGAUCUUUCUGAAUAUUCAAGGGAUGAUAAAAGUACAUAUGACGAGCUCAAAAAGUAGACAUGAACUGCAUGAAAUACUGUAUGUGUUUGCACGUAAAACACUGAAAUUAUAUUAUAUAUUUUAGGUUUGUACUACGGUUGCUUUACUUUAAGAAAUAAAACUUUAAUUAAUUAUAAAAAUAUAUUUUUCAAGGUCAAAUCUCCUUGUAAUAUUUAAUAUUUUUGUUUCGUAUCCUAAAUAUCUGAAUAAAAGGGAUUCUUCGGAAGCAUUUAAACGGCAAAAUUACAUGAAAUUUGCAGACUAGGUUUGAUUGAGUCUGUACACAAGAGAUAAUAAAAAAGUGCAGCAAUAAAUUCUUCAUUAUGCCUACAUAAGAAUAAAAAAUUGAUGUAGAAACUCCUAUCUGUUCUUUCUAUUUAUAUGUAUUUGUAUACUUGCAAUAAGUGACGUCAGAAAGUUCUUAACAACAAUAACCUUGAGGGUCAUGUAUAUAACCUUUGAUUUACGUUCAUUUUUAACACCGAUUUUGCUUGGAUUAUCUCUUUGAUGAUGCGUAAUAAUCACUGUAGCUGUUCUAAAUGUUGAUAUUACAUAAAAAGAUUAAUAAUUUCUAUAAUAUGAUAUCAUUCGGAUGAAUGAAUGAAAUAUCUUACCUUUACAUUAAAAAGUAUUUUUACAAUUGUACAAUUUUGUUUCAAAUUUUGUAUAGAUAUACAAGUAUUUUUUGUUGUUAUUGUUAAAUCAGAAGGCCGUACAUAAAAUAAGUAUAAUAAAUGUUCUUUUUUUUAGUAAUCUUAGUUUGUUACCUUCUCUAAAUAAAGAUUUUAUCAUCAUAAAAAAACAUGUACUAUACGAAUAUUGUAAAUUUAAAGAUGUCUCUCGAAAAAGAAAUAUGUAUUUAUCAAUAUUUCUUCCUAAAAAACAAUAAUAAACAAAAUAAUGUAUCCAAUUAUACGUCAAGAGAAACAAAUUAACUGUUUUUUUUUUGCAACUAUCUACAGAAACAAUAUAUCAAAAUAUUGAAUAUAAUAAAGUAUAUGGUUAAUAAUUGCCUUUAUUUCAAAAUUUCUGACAUUUUUGUACAGGUUUGUUUCAUAAUACAAUUUAUCAUUUUCAUUGUUCUUAUAGUAAAAUAUUUUUAGUAUUUUUUAUUCUUCGUAUCACCUAUACAUUAACGUUUAUGACUAACUUUGCUAUUUUAUGACUGUCGAGGUUGCACCUCGUUCAAUUCUUUGUUUAAUCUCAUAGGAGUUUAUAAGAUAUUGUUUUUAGUAAUUUUCGCACAUAAUUAUAAUCACGUUAAGGUAAUUGUGCGGAAACGUGAUUAAUUGAUGUAGACAAAUGACUGCAGAGAAAAGAUUUUAUCACAAAACAUUUUGCAGUGAAUGAACAAUAAACAAAGCCCCUUUUCCCAAUAGACAAAUUCUGCAUUUCUGGCGGCAAUAUGAACAAAGUGUUAAAUCAGCGAGAUAUAUUUAUAACAGACAUGGAAUAGAUAGAUUGAUGUAAUUGAUAACAAUAUCAUAAUUAAGUUAACCAACCGUUAAAAAUGCAGUAAUAAAAACCUACAAUGGUUGUCCUAUACAUCAAGAGUAAUCGUAUAGCGUCAGAUCUAUUGAGGGUGCCUUAAGAAAAACGUAAACUUUGUUGGGUUUUUCUUUCCCGCUGGUAAAAGAAGCUUGCACCUUUUCUGGAAUGAAGAACAACUACAGUCUCGGUUAUAAAUUUAUUUUUAUUGUCAUGACAAAUCUAGAGCGGCCACCAUUUUAUCAAUAAAGACGACUGGCUUUUAAGAUAAGCCGGCUUUGAAGUCAUUACAAACUAAAAAAUGAAUGAUGAUCUAAAACGCCGCGUUAAUUAUAUUUCAUUUACUAGAUAAUAUACAACCUAGCACUAGAAUCAGUUCCGAUUGAUAGUAAGUUACAUUUUAUUGCAAUAAUGUUUUUGUAAUCACAUCAAGUCUGACAUUUGUGAAAUAAAUAUAUUGUCAAUAUCUUCAAACUUUUGUAAGAUUCAUACGUAUACUAUCAUUCAUUCCAUUGCUGUAUUUUCAUGUAAUAUCUGUUUAAAAUUUGUGAUGUCCAUUGUAUUCAUUGACCGUUCAUCAGUGACCACAAUAUUUGUUUAUAUUACUAUACUAUAGUUUAUGUUGAUGUGCAUAGUGAUUGGAUAUCGGAGAUAGACAUCCUUUUUGCAGUACAUGAUAUAUACUGUAUUUCAUAUUCAUGUAUCAUUUAUAAAUUGUUCCUUAAUAAACCGGUACUUAA
This is a messenger RNA of Ruditapes philippinarum (Manila clam), 4271 nucleotides long. RefSeq names its product muscle M-line assembly protein unc-89-like. Bases 58 to 2061 code for a protein of 667 amino acids. The record is from RefSeq and is a predicted model, not a curated record. Lineage: Eukaryota; Metazoa; Mollusca; Bivalvia; Venerida; Veneridae. The transcript is spliced from 9 exons.